Molecule: messenger RNA, 2410 nt
Organism: Centruroides sculpturatus (bark scorpion)
Lineage: Eukaryota; Metazoa; Arthropoda; Arachnida; Scorpiones; Buthidae
Product: serine/arginine repetitive matrix protein 4-like
Exons: 6
Coding region: 151-1629 (492 amino acids)
Source: RefSeq, a predicted model, not a curated record
AAAGAUGAAAAUAAUAUAGUAAUAACUUCUCGUAGUAGGAAGAAAAGACAAAUUGAUCGGACAGAUAUAGGAAAUAGGUCAAAAUCCAUAACUGAUAAGCAUUCAAAAUCAUCACAAAACAGACAGAAAGGAAAGAGGGAUUACAGUGAAAUGUCUUCGGAUGAGGAAACAAUCAAAUUAAAUCACAAAAUUUCAAAAAGAAAGAAAAUUGAAUUGUGUUCUUCGUCUUCGUCGUCGUCAUCUUCAUAUUCUUCAUCGUCGUCAUCAACUUCGCCCAUAAGUCAUAAAGUUAGAGAAAAGUUACCUGUUAAAAAAAAACAUCACAAGAAAUUGCCUAAUGAAAAAGAAAAUCAUAAGAAAAAUGAAAAACAUUUAUCGUUGACCAGAGAAUCAAGAUCUUUAAGUUAUUCACCAAUUCCGUAUAGUCGAAGCAAGCAGAAUAAUUCUAUUAGAGAAGAAAAAACAUCAAGAAAGAAGCCAUCAGAGCAAAGAAAACAAGAACAUCAAAGUUUAAAAAGUAAACAUAAAGCAACAUUAAAAGAAAGAAUUCCAAAAAAGUCAGCUAAAAACUCUUCAGUUAAAGGAAAAAACAUAGGAAAUUCUCCAAAUGACUCAGAAUCACAAAAUGUUAAAUUAACUAAAAUUUCUAAGAAAAAAGAGUAUACCAGUUCUUCAAAAUAUAAUGGAUAUUGUUCAACUUCAUCAUCAUCAUCUACAUUGUCCUCUGAAAGUAAUCUUUCACAGUCUUCAGUAGUUAGACAUCAUUCUUCCUCUUCAGAAUCAGAUUCUUCCCAUCAAAAGAUAAAAAAAUCAAGAACAGAACCUGUUGAAGAGGUAAACCAAUCUGACAUAGAUACUCAUAAUAAACAUGCUUUGGAAUCAAAAAUAGCAAAUGACUCUAAUCCUGAUUUGCCAAAUAGUCAAGAUUUGACAAUGUUACAUAGUAACAAUGAUGAUAAUUUGAUUCAGUCUAAGACAUCAAAGACUGACAUUGAUAAGAAAAGAGGCCAAAUUUCAAUAAGAAUUAAUCAAUUAUUAAAAUCUGGCAAAAGAAGCAGUCCUUUGAUCCAAAGUGACAUUCCAUUGUCCACAAAUUUGAACAAAAAUGAUGUGUUAGAAACAGAAACCAUCAGUUGUUCUCCUUCAUCUAAAACUAAUUCUCCAAAUACUGGUCAAAGACAAAUUUUGAGUAGAUUGAGUAAAUCGGCUUCUCCAGUUAAACGGAAGAGCCGAAGCAGAUCACAUAGUUCGUCGUCCAGAAGUUACUAUCGUCGAAGUAAUAGUAGAAGUCAUAGCAGAACCAAAAGCAGAAGCUGUUCCAGACAUAGUUCCAGAUCUCGCAGUCGAUCGUACUCUUCACGUUCGAGAUCCCAUUCUAGAUCCCAUUCUAGGAGUCCAUCCAUUCCCAGGCGUAGAGGAUCGCCCAGUUUCCUAGAUAAACGGCGCAUCACCAGUGCACGCAAACGACCCGUUCCGUACAGACGACCUUCGCCAGUGACACCGAGCAGUCUGAGUUCUUGGUCCUACCGUUCUUGGUCGACUUCAAGAUCACCAUCAUCCAGUCGAUCACACUCGUUACGUCGCAGUUACACUCGUUCGCAGUCGUGGAGCUCUCCCGAGAGGGACUGAAAACACAAGAAUCCUUCUGAUCAUAAAUAGUCACACGUUGUUUUUAAAAAGUGAGUGUUUACUACGGUCGUUAAUUACGAUUUCCUCCUUUCCGAAAGCCAUUAUUUUUGGAAUCGUAAAAUAAAGUUGUUAUUGAGAAAUUCUAAAUGCUAAUAAUCUAAUGUAUUGUAAUCAUUGUACGGUCGUUUUCACUCUCUUGGCAAGAUUUUUUUUAAAUUCCUUACUUCUAUUUAAAAGGAUGGAUGAACUUCUGGCACUUUUAAAUUAUUACUUGUGUAGACACGAAAUAGAGAAGUGAACGAACAUUUAUAAAAAUUAUAGUUUUUAUUAAAAAUUCUGUAAUUCACCUACAAGAGCUCAAGAGCAGGUAAAGCAAUAACCAUUUUUUUAUUUAGUUUAACGUAAAUCAUUAUUCGCGUAUAGUUUAUCUGACUUUUAUGGUAAUAGCAAAUGUAGGAAUUUGCCCAACCAGAAAAUUUCAAAAAGUAUAAACCUCUAUAAAAUUUGACUGCCAUCACCAUAGCUGAUUUAAAUUAUCACUUUCGUUGGUACAGAAUUUUAUAAUACCAUGACAUUCUUUUAGAUUCAUGGAUGAAACUGUAAUGGUAAACGGUCUGUAAAUGUUUUAUUUUAAAAACGGUAAUUGAAAACGGUUAAAAAAAAAAACUUUUUUUGUUUUAUUUAACAAAUUAUUUAAUUGUAGUUAACACUGGCUUUAUCUGAGAAAAUUGCUGUUGUCUGUACCAUUUAUUAUCAAUAUUAAAAGAACGAAUGUAUCUCC